Armigeres subalbatus is the source of this 1887-nucleotide messenger RNA. RefSeq lists its product as uncharacterized. Lineage: Eukaryota; Metazoa; Arthropoda; Insecta; Diptera; Culicidae. The coding region runs from base 1 to 1887 and encodes 628 amino acids. The record is from RefSeq and is a predicted model, not a curated record. The transcript is spliced from 3 exons.
AUGGAGUUCCUUGUGUUACCCAAGGUCACUGUAGAUCUACCCACAACUACAAUUAGCACGGAAGGGUGGACUUUACCAGACGGUAUUCAACUGGCGGAUCCGUCGUUUUUCCAAUCCAAGGAAGUCGAUAUUGUCCUGGGCAUCGAGGCUUUCUUCGAGUUCUUCGAGACCGGACGAAGAAUUUCGAUCGGAACAGAGCUACCAAGCCUUACUGAAUCCGUAUUCGGUUGGGUAGUUUGUGGUGGCUCGUCUUCUACCAAAUCCCUUCAAAUAGGCUGCCAUUUCUCAGCCACAUCCAAGCUCGGAAAACUAAUUGAGCGGUUCUGGUCAUGCGAAGAGGUGGAAUUCCUAAACUCCCAUACUCCGGAGAAAAAAAUGUGUGAAGAUAUGUUCCAGAAAGGAGUCCAAAGAGGUGCAGAUGGUCGCUACACUGUUCCUCCACCCAAAAACGAAGACGUGGUUUCCAAAUCGGGCGAGUCACGAGACAUCGCAUUCCGACGUCUUCUUGGAACCGAACGCAGGCUGGAAAGGGAUGCCAAUUUGCGUGACCAGUACGUUACAUUUAUGGACGAAUACUUGAAGUUAGGGCACAUGCGGAAAGUCGAAGAUGAUGCCGAGGAGCCAGUCAAAAGGUGUUAUCUACCCCAUCAUUCGGUGGUCAAGGAGGCCAGUACCAUCACCAAGGUUAGAGUGGUCUUCGAUGCUUCGUGCAAGACGUCAACCGGAGUAGCGUUGAAUGAUGCACUUCUGAUUCUCCUCGUAUCGGACGUAGAGAAAAUUUUCCGACAAAUCCUGACUACGCCAACGGAUCGACCUUUGCAGUCGAUACUCUGCCGAUUCACACCCCAGGAUGAAGUUACGGUCUAUGAACUGAACACAGUGACUUAUGGGACAAAACCAGCUCCCUUUCUAGCAACUCGCACGCUUCAGCAGUUGGCUAAUGAUGAAGAAUCUCAUUAUCCGCUCGCAGCACGAGCAAUUCUCGAAGACGUCUAUAUGGAUGAUGUCAUCACUGGUACGAACGACGUAAGCACGGCUAUUUCCCUCAGAACUCAACUGACGGAAAUCAUGGAAAGCGGAGGUUUCAAACUUAGAAAGUGGUCCUGCAAUAAUCCCACAGUUUUGAAAGGCAUUCCAACAGAGAAUUUGGCUAUUCAGGACAGCUCUGGCGUUGAUUUAGAUCCGGAUCAAUACGUGAAAACGUUGGGCUUAACGUGGAUGCCUGCUACCGAUACCCUUCGAUUCCAGUUCCAGAUUCCCCCGCUAGAUUCGGCCAUUCCACAUACAAAACGUCGUAUCCUAUCGCUCAUCGCCACACUCUUCGACCCCCUCGGUCUUAUUGGUGCCACGACGGUGGCCGCAAAGAUCAUAAUGCAGCAACUAUGGACACUGCAAGGCCCGAAUGGUGAUCGCUUGGACUGGGACGAACCAGUUCCUUCGAGGGUGGGUGAGAUCUGGAGAAACUUUCAGGAAAAACUGCCACUCCUUAACAACAUUCGUGUCGACCGCUGUGCUGUUAUUCCAAAUGCAGUUUUGGUGGAGCUGCAUUGUUUCUCAGACGCUUCUGAGAAGGCUUACGGUGGCUGUAUCUACCUUCGAGGUCAAGACGCGAAUGGAAAAAUCUUGGUUCGACUAUUAUCCUCCAGAUCCAAGGUGGCUCCACUACGAAGGUGUAAGAAGGGUAAAAAGACACAGAUACAGAAUAUCAAAUUCUCGGUGUUUUCGAGCGUAAAAUACUGCGUCAAUAAGGCGGAAAAUGGUGAAUGGCGCAGGCGCAUGAAUCACGAGUUUAGCAGAGAACCUAGAAGAGGACGUUGGCCUCAGGCUGGCUGUGUGCAAUCGAGGAAGAAGUGCGUGCGGCCGGUGUUCAGCGAGACUGGCGAUUGA